GUCAGCUGUAAGUAGCAGCCAGCCCUGACUAUCGAAUGCAGUUCUGAGUGCGAAGCCCGUGUAGUCACAAUUGCAUUGUGGCGAUUUUGAGGAACCAUGAGCGCGGACGAAGGCAAAAGGAGAGCCAGAGCGGCCGUCCAGGCCAUGUUUGACAGGUACAAGCUGCUGGCUUCGAAGCGGCCCGAGGAUCACGUUGACUUCGACAAUGUGGUCAUGAAUAACAUGAAGCUGGUGGAUGCUGGACCCGAAGGCUCUGUCGAGUAUGAGCUCUACAUGGCACCGGGCUUCUCCAACCUGAACAAUGUCAUGCACGGCGGCGCAGCUGGAGUCAUCUUCGACAUGUCAACCACGACUGCCCUGUGCCCUCUUGCGCGUCCAGGAUUCUGGGAGUUCAUGGGCGGCGUGACGCGCACACUCAACAUCUCAUACCUGAAAGCGGUACCGAUAGGAGUAACAGUACGACUGGUCAGCAGGGUAGUGAGCGUGGGAAAACAGAUGGCCAUGAUCAGGGGUGAGAUGACAAGUCUCGAUGGAAAGAUUACCUAUUGCUCAGUCGAGCACCACAAGGUCAACGUCCCUGUGCUGUCAGAUCACGUGAGCGUGAGGAUACCCUGGGACGAUGAGUUUGAGAAGGAGCAUGGGGUUGUGAAGAGCAAGACAGAGAUAGGCUUGAAGAGCAAGAUAUAGUCCAAGACGGUCUUCUGGCCCUGAGGCACCUGCGUGUGUGGAUGAUCGAUAUGAUUGUAUUUCUGAGACUCGCACAUCUGCCGCGUGCCAAUUCCGGAUAAACGGCGUCUAUUGCUCUCUUGUACAGUAUACAUACAGCGUCCCAUGGUGGGUAUCUCGUGGCGGACGUCGGCCUAUCUCCUCUUGUUGU
Messenger RNA from Didymella exigua CBS 183.55, 877 nucleotides. RefSeq lists its product as uncharacterized. The coding region runs from base 97 to 687 and encodes 196 amino acids. The record is from RefSeq and is a predicted model, not a curated record. The transcript has 3 exons. NCBI's taxonomy places the organism in Eukaryota, Fungi, Ascomycota, Dothideomycetes, Pleosporales, Didymellaceae. Gene Ontology annotation, molecular function: fatty acyl-CoA hydrolase activity.